Messenger RNA from Blepharisma stoltei, 1173 nucleotides. Lineage: Eukaryota; Ciliophora; Heterotrichea; Heterotrichida; Blepharismidae. The record is from the annotation of a GenBank genome assembly.
AUGAUGGAAUACGGAAUAUGCCGAAAAGGCUUUGGGAAUCAUAUCAUAGUUAAAAAUUGGCUACAGUUCUCUAUUGGUUUUGCAGCAUGAUGGCUUGUAGGAUAUGGCUUUGCAUUCGGCGACCCAUAUCAUAAUGAAUUUAUAGGAAGACGCUUCUUUGGUGGUGACGAUUGGCUAAAGCAGCGAGAUAAACAUCAUGGAUCUUGUGCUUCCUUUUUUGGAUUGGCUGGGAUUUUUACAAUUUUUAUAGUGAAUUGUGCAAUAGCAGAAAAAGUCAAAUAUUUGGUAUACCCUUUUAUAGCGUUCGCAAUUAUGGCAUGGAUCUGGCCUGUUGUAGUAGCUUGGAAUUGGGGUGGAGGGUGGCUUUAUUCAGAAAUUAAAGAUGUCCCAAUGAUUGAUUUAGGAGGCACAAUCACAGUAUUUUUAUUUGCUGGGUCUAUUGCGUAUGUAGCUGCAAUACUUACAGGAAAAAGACUAGGAAGAUUCGAUCAGCGCACAGAGCAUUAUUUCUACAUGGAGAGCCAUGUUAUUUACGUAUUAGGUGCAACUUUAACUAUGCUCGGAAUUUUUGGCUUGACCAUUUCAUUAGCACCAACAAAUACUCAUCGAGGCAUAGGAGCCAUCAAUAGUUGAAUUUGUGGCUCAUUAUCAGCUAUAACUGCUUAUAUGUUAAUGACUAUGAGCAAGCAUGAUUUACAUACCCAUUAUAUAGCUAUUUACCAAGGAUUUAUAGCAGGACAAGUAAUGAUAGCCUCAUCAGCAUUUAAUUCAGCGGUAUGGCAGGCAGGUAUCGUAGGAGUUAUGUCUGGAGUUUGGUUUACGCUUUUUUAUACGAUAUUUAGAUGGAUGAGAAUUGAUGAUACUAUGAACGUAUCUGCAACUUUUGGAGCCCCUGCAUUUUUGGGAGGAUUUUUGCCAGGCUUUAUAACAGAUACUUAUGGAAUUUUUUGGCAAGAAUCAUCUGGCCAUAAUCUUGCUGCACAAGUUGUGGGAGUUUUUACUAUAAUGGGCUGGGCAAUGUUUUGGGCUAUUAUUGUGUUUUUGCUAUUAAGGGUUAUUGGGAUGCUGAUUUUAGAUGACGUAAUGCAAAAGGAAACCUUGGAAGGCACAGAAAUUGGAAUGAGUGGAUAUUAUGCUCCUGGGACAAGUGAAAAAGUGGCAAAUGCUGAUUAA